GAACCCAUAUGAGAUUUACCGGGAAUAAAUAGUAAGACAACCCAGAGAGAGGCAGGAGAGUUGCAUGUAGUUCUGCUUGUUAUCUUUCCACAAUCAAAAAUAAAAGUAGAAAAUUACAGGGGGAGAGAGAGAGAGAAAAAGGUGAAGUUUCCGACGAUAAAGUAACGGAAGUUUGCUCCCUACCUUACACGAAUCCAAACAAAGUCCCCAUCAUCCAACGGACACCACUUCGAUUCGAGCUCUCUGGAUCGUUACAACCCAAAAGUUGAUUUUGUAGUUGUGUACUCUACACAAUUAGGCUCGAGUCUUAAUUAACAAAAUCAUAAAUGCAUAUCCAGCUCAGUAGCUUUCUUCUUUCUGUUGCUCUAUGCACUUCUCGGUUGUCAGAACCUUCUUGGCAAUGGGAUUGAAUUGAUAGGAGUCGAUUGUUCUGGGAAUCCCUUUUGAAGAGCAUAUGGAGAAACCAAUCACCGGAAAAUGCUCUCAUCAACUCUGGUUAGUCAUCUUCGUCCUCUUUAUUCUAUGCCUCGUAUUAUCUUCCUUUGAUUAUUCAACUCUGAUGGGUGCCAACAAUGAAGGCACUUUUUUAUUGAAUCGACCAAACACACUUGUUAUUUUGGAGAAUGAGACCAAUUUUGCUACCAAUCAAUCUUUCAAAGACCCAGCCGUAGGAACAGAGAACAAUAUAGAUCACUGCCUGGGUAGAUACAUAUAUGUUCAUGAUCUGCCUAGCCGAUUCAACUAUGACUUCCUCAAGAAUUGUCAGUCACUUACCAGAGGGACUAACUUCAACAUGUGCCCGUACAUGGUGAACUUGGGUAUCGGCGCUGAAAUUGAAAAUUCCCAAGGGGUUUUGUCAGACAAGAGUUGGUUUUCCACAAACCAAUUCUUGUUGGAAGUCAUUUUCCACAACAAGAUGAAGAAGUACCAGUGCUUGACCAGUGAUUCAUCGCUAGCCUCGGCAAUUUUUGUGCCAUUUUAUGCCGGUCUAGAUGCCAGUCAAUUCCUUUGGAGUUCUAACCUAUCGGUGAGAGACUCUUCCGGGCAGGACCUUGUCAAGUGGCUGGCGGAAAAACCCGAGUGGAAGAAAAUGUCGGGCAGAGACCAUUUCUUGGUCGCCGGGAGGAUUUCUUGGGAUUUCAGAAGACAAACAGACGAGGCAUCCGACUGGGGUAGCAAGUUUAGGUUUCUGGGUGAAUCCAAGAACAUGACAAUGUUGUCUGUUGAAUCAAGCUCUUGGAAGAAUGAUUUUGCAAUCCCGUACCCAACAAACUUCCAUCCUUCAAAAGACAGUGAAGUGUUCGAGUGGCAAAACCACGUGAAAACCCAAAACCGGAGUUAUUUGUUUACUUUUGCUGGCGCACCUCGUCCUGAUCUUCCCGAUUCUAUUCGAGGUGUGGCUGUUGAACAGUGUAGAGCUUCAAGAGCUUGCAAAUAUAUAGAUUGUAGCUCUGAAGGGAGCAAGUGUGACGAUCCGGUUAAUGUUAUGAGGGUGUUUCAGAGCUCUGUUUAUUGCCUGCAGCCUCCAGGGGAUUCCUACACCAGGCGAUCAAUUUUCGACUCCAUUUUGGCUGGUUGUAUUCCGGUUUUCUUUCAUCCGGGUACUGCUUAUGCGCAAUAUUUAUGGCAUUUUCCAACGAAUGGUACCGAGUAUUCUGUGUAUAUACCGGUGAGGAAUGUGAAAGAUUGGAAAGGUAACGUGGAGAAGAUAUUGCUUGGGAUUCCGAAGGAUAGAGAAAUGGCCAUGAGAGAAGAGGUUAUAGGGCUUAUCCCGCGGAUAAUUUACGCAGAUCCCAGGUCGAGAUUAGAGGCUUUUGAGGAUGCGUUUGAUUUAGCGGUGAAGGGUGUUCUUGAGAGAGUAGAAGGAGUUAGGAGGGUAAUUAGCGAGGGGGGCGAUCCUGGUGUUGGUUUUGCAGAAGGGGAUGAUUAUAAGUACACAUUUUCUGAGUGGGAGAAAUUUGAAUAGGAUCCUUUGAAUAUGAGGAAAAAAAAAACCGAACAAUUUCAAAGCAAUAGUAUAAUGUAGGAUUAUAUCACUCAAUUCUGCCUAUGAAUUUUCUUUACUUUUCCAUUCUUCUAUUAAAUUGUUGUUUCUUGUUUAGUUUCAAUUCUGUAUAUAGGGAUUUUAUGCAGGUGUUACUGCAAAUAUAUACUAAUAAAAUGGAACUUCUUCAAAA
Molecule: messenger RNA, 2177 nt
Organism: Alnus glutinosa
Lineage: Eukaryota; Viridiplantae; Streptophyta; Magnoliopsida; Fagales; Betulaceae
Product: probable xyloglucan galactosyltransferase GT14
Exons: 1
Coding region: 455-1966 (503 amino acids)
Molecular function (GO): glycosyltransferase activity
Source: RefSeq, a predicted model, not a curated record